ACCAGGCCUCCCCGGGCGUGUGGUCUGGCAGUGACUUUCGGAGCCGAAUCCUAGGCCAGGAUCUGGGGAGCGGAGGCGGUCAUUCCACCGGCGCCGGGCCCGUUCGGUUUCGGUGGGGCCCAGGCCCGGCUGCUCACCGCGGCCGCUUUAAGGCGCUGGGCCCGCGGCCGAGACGUGGCCCGCCCGCCCGCUCUCGCCGGGGCGGAGUCCCGCAGGCCCCGCCCCCGGGCCGCGCGGGCGCAUUGGCUGCGCGGGGCGCGGGCGCGCGGUGGCACUUUGAACCGGUCGCGGGGCGGUUGCGGCCGGGGUCGCGGUAGCUGCCCGGGUCGGACCGGGUCGGGCGGGCCGAACCGCAGCGGAUCGGGCCAUGGCGGCCGAGGCGCGCGUGUCGCGCUGGUACUUCGGGGGCCUGGCCUCCUGCGGGGCCGCCUGCUGCACGCACCCGCUGGACCUGCUCAAGGUGCACCUGCAGACCCAGCAGGAGGUGAAGCUGCGCAUGACGGGCAUGGCGCUGCGGGUGGUGCGCUCGGACGGCGUGCUGGCCCUCUACAACGGCCUGAGCGCCUCGCUCUGUAGACAGAUGACCUACUCGCUGACUCGGUUCGCCAUCUACGAAACUGUCCGGGACCACCUGACCAAGGGCAGCCAGGGGCCUCUCCCCUUCUCCAGCAAGGUGUUGCUGGGUGGAGUCAGUGGUUUAACCGGAGGCUUUGUUGGGACCCCAGCGGAUUUGGUCAAUGUCAGGAUGCAGAACGACAUGAAGCUGCCCUCAAGUCAGCGGCGCAACUACGCCCAUGCCCUGGACGGCCUGUACCGUGUGGCCCGUGAAGAGGGUCUGAAGAAGCUGUUCUCAGGUGCAACUAUGGCCUCCAGCCGCGGGGCCCUCGUCACCGUGGGUCAGCUGUCCUGCUAUGACCAGGCCAAGCAGCUGGUCCUCAGCACCGGGUACCUUUCUGACAACACCUUCACCCACUGUGUCGCCAGCUUCAUUGCGGGUGGAUGUGCCACGUUCCUGUGCCAGCCCCUGGACGUGCUGAAGACCCGCCUGAUGAACUCCAAGGGGGAGUAUCAGGGUGUGUUCCACUGUGCUAUGGAGACUGCGAAGCUCGGACCACUGGCCUUUUACAAGGGCCUCUUUCCUGCGGGCGUCCGGCUCAUCCCUCACACUGUGCUCACCUUCGUGUUUCUGGAGCAGCUGCGGAAGCACUUCGGUGUCAAAGUGCUGACCUGAUGGCCCCCGGGCUGCUGGGCAGCAGGGCCCCAGCCACCGGCACCAGCCCUGGGAAGAGGCGGGCUCCUGUCCUUCCCAGCCUGGGCCCACCCUGGGCCACCUCCACACUGGGGCUGGGGGCCUCCCAACCCUGCCUGGGCCAGGGCUCCCUGCAGGGGCCUGGCCCCCUCUCUGAGCCUCCCCACCCCCACGGGUGUCUCCCCAGCCUCUCCCCCGACAGGGGCCGGUUCUGGGCUGAGGCUGGUCCCCAGCCCGCUGGUGCUCCAGUUGCUGCUGGAGCUGGGGUCCUGUCGCUGCCCCACCCCCAUCUGCAGAGGUGCGCUCCAUUCACCGGUCGCUGCCCGGGCCUCCAGCAGCCCCCAGCCUUGAGUGGCAGGUGGGGCAUGUCCGCCAGCCACGGAGCAUGUGCACUUUCAGGUCACCAGAGGGCUUCAGCUUUGGUGCCCCCUCCAAGACCUCCUGCUCCCUGGAGAGGGGACAGGUGACGGAGAUCACCAGCCGGAGCCAGGAACCAGCGCUGGUGGCCCCCUUCUCACGCCCAGCUCCAGCUGCUUUAGUGGUUAGUUUUGCCAAAACCUCUCAGCGCCCACAGGCCGCUGCUGCUUCAGGGGUUGGCCCAAGCCCACCUGUGCCCUCUCCUCCCUGGCUUCCUGGGGACCAGCCCACACUGGCAGCGAUGGGUGGCUGGGGCAUCCAUGGGCUGCAGAAUGUCCCCCAGGGCUUUCUUCCCUGUGUGGCAGGUGGUCACCUCACAAGAGCCCCACAAGAGCCAAAAUCCAUCACCAAAGCUGCCUGUUUCCCCCAAGUGGGGUUGGGCACCUAUCUGCCUCCUCUGGUCCCUUGGCACUGGGCCCAGGAUGGAGCUAGUGGAUCCAGGGGUGCUGCCCGUGCAGCUCUGCAGGGGACCUAAUAAAUGACAGACCUGCUCCACGCCUCGUCCCUACACAGACCACUGGCAGGGGCAGUGGGGCCCCCUCUGCACCCUGUGAGGAGGGGGCAGGACCACGGCCUUGGGGGAAGGAGCUUGGUCCUGCCUGCAUACAUUUGGGCAAAGAAGUUGGGGUUGGGGCAGCCUCCCCAGCACAAACGGGAGGGAGGGAGGGAGUUAGGGUUAGGGUCUGGGCUAGUGUGGAAUCCCUAGAACACUGAGCUGAUUCCAGGCCAGGUGAGCUGCUCCAGGUGGUCUCUGGGGUGUGCCCACCUGUAGCCAGCCCUGGGCACUGCCCAGGUGUCUGGCAGACCCAGAAGGUACCAGGGAGACCCUGGGAGCUGAGAGGCAGGGGCUGGAACGAUGGGAUGAAUCCCCGAGGCCAGCCUGGGCUGGGUGGAGGGCCUGUACCCAGCCUUCAGAGCACAGCCCCAGAGGCUGUGCUGGACCUGGGGCGAGUGUGCAGGACCCCAGCUUCAGGGGAAGUGGGGUGUCCCAGCGCCGCCGGGCUCCCGCAGUGUGCGUCUGUGGUCCCGGCCUCCCAGGAGGCUGAGGCAGGAGGAUCACUUGAGUCCAGGAGCUCAAGACCAGCUGGACAGCUCAGGGAGACCCCAUUGAUCUGCUGUCCUGUCACUUACGUGCAAACGCUUCAGUGCACGUCUCUGUAAAUGGCCCUCAGGGCAGGUUUGCCAUCGCUGCAGCAGCAACCUCAGGUGACACGUGACACUGGCUCUCGCCUCAGGUUCCCAGCCAGGGCUCAGGUCCCUGUUGCCGCACAUUGUGAGACCUGGAGCCUGUGGGCAUUUCUCUUCCUGUGGCCUGCUGGAAUCUGGUGCUGUGCGCAGCUCCUACUGUCAGGCACAGGGUGGUGUCCUGGACCCUGGGGUCUGCCAGGGUCCAGGGGGGCAGGAAGCUGCCACACUUCCUGGGUCUGCAGUGGCAGGGUGUUCCAGGUUGGAAGCCCGCCUUGGACGGGUGGUGGAGAGGCACUACCCCUAACCCCUGGCAAGAUCCAAGGCAGGCCUGGCCCACCGUCCAAGACCUCACCGUGGGGGGAGGUGGUUGGGAUGAGAGUUGCUGGUCACACCAGGGUGUCAGGGCCCACCAGGAGACCGCUGUCCCAGCCUCCUCAGCAUGGAAGCCAGCCCUGUCUGGACAGAGCCUCCCUGGAGGCAAGAAAGUGCCCAGUCUGGUUUGGUGGGGUGGCCUGGCAGCCAUCCCUGCAGGGCAGGGUGCAGAGGUGGGGUGGGAGGGAGCCCCAAGCCAAAGGGAGGCGCUGGGUAAAGUACCCAGCGGGGACCUCCUGGGCAGGUCUGAGGGCAGCCGCUGUGUGCGGUGCCACCCUUUGGGGUCAGCGGGCAGGUACAAGUGGGCUGGCCCACACCCGGUCGGGUUCCUGCCUCACCGGCAGGUCACAUGGCCCCAAGGCCAGAGCCAGCUGACUUCCCACUUGGGCGCCGGGUAUAGGUCCAGCCCUGUGCGGUCAGCAUGCCCUCCCUUGGCCACAGGUCUUCUAAAGUGACACCACAGUUUACCAAAAGUCACAGCGUAGUUGUUACUGUCAGGCGGCAACAGCAGGGUGCCCAGACGUUCCCCCCACGGAGAGAACAGCUCUGGCACCGGGAGAGCGGGCGCCCCUGCACAGGGACAGUGGACCUUGCACCAGCUGUACGCAGGAGGUCCCUGGGGCUGGCCCAGACCCACCUGUGUGUGGAGGCCAACUGGUGGGAGCUGAGGCCACCCAGGAGACUACGGAGGCUGUGCAUCCAGGGCUCUCCCUGCAAGUGGGGCAGUCAGAGAAGAGCAGAGGCUUUGAAGUGGACGAAGGGACACUCGGGCGAACCCUGCGUUGGGCCUCCUGGGCAUGGCUCAGGAGCACACCAGGCUUGCUCUGGUUGGUCCUGAGUCGGAAGUUGGAAGGAAAGGGACUGGGGGAGUGCCCACCUGGCAUGCAGGAGGCCCUGGGCCCAUGCCCAGCAUCCCAAAAUACUAAGGAGCUGCAGGUUAGCAACCGAGGUGGUCACCUUGGGCCAGCUGCCACAGGGCAGUUGGCUCGCGACCGGGAUGCUGCAGAGCUGGGUCAGAGUUCUCUUCAUACACGCUGAGCUACGUGGCGCCCAGCACACACUAAGCGCAUGCUUCACCUCUGCACUGCACCUCAGCCUCUCCCCAGACUGAGGGGCUGCUGCGUCCGUCUGUCGCCUCCCAAUAUCUCAGGACCACAUAUUCGGCAAAGGGUUCCUAACGUUGACACCAAAACACAAGCAUCCAAAGAGAAAACAGGCACCAUGCACUGUGUCAAAAUAAAAAUGGCCUUGGGUCUCCUUCUCUGGGGCUCGGACAGCACCUUGCUGGGAUGGGGUGUCCUGGGUCCAUACCUUUGUGGUGCCUUGUGACAAAUGGCAGUUACCAACGGCAAGACAACUUUGAAUCUGUAUUCCCCGCCUCAUUUUCUACAGUAAGAUACUAGCUGCUUAAGAAAUAGACACUUUAAUUAAUCUAUUGAACAAAUUGGAAGAACAUUCCAAGAGAUGCAACCUCUUUAAAAAACAGGUCAAAUUAUUGAACUCUGUGCUAGAUAUGGUUGUAAAUGAACCAAUGGCAUGAAAAAAUAAAAUGUGCUUC
This is a messenger RNA of Sciurus carolinensis (gray squirrel), 4784 nucleotides long. It is a transcript of the gene Slc25a10, whose product is annotated as solute carrier family 25 member 10. Bases 368 to 1231 code for a protein of 287 amino acids. Gene Ontology annotation, molecular function: succinate transmembrane transporter activity; malate transmembrane transporter activity; thiosulfate transmembrane transporter activity. Lineage: Eukaryota; Metazoa; Chordata; Mammalia; Rodentia; Sciuridae. Gene Ontology annotation, cellular component: mitochondrial membrane. The transcript is spliced from 11 exons. Gene Ontology annotation, biological process: mitochondrial transport; oxaloacetate transport; thiosulfate transport. The record is from RefSeq and is a predicted model, not a curated record.